AUGGGUUUUGCCCCGAGAGGACGUGGUGGUGGUGACCGCGGAGGUCGUGGAGGCGGCUUCCGUGGAGGCGGUGAUCGCGGCCGCGGUGGUGGCAGAGGAGGCGGUGGCUUCCGAGGUGGCCGUGGUGGAGGUGAUCGUGGAGGUCGCGGUGGCCGUGGCGGUCCCGGUGGCCGUGGUGCGCGAGGCGGUGGUCGUGGCGGCCGUGGCGGCGCAGCUGGCGGCCCCAAGGGCGGAAAGAAGAUGAUUGUGGAACCCCACCGACACAAGGGUGUCUUCGUCGUGCGCGGCGGCAAGGAAGACCUGCUGGCAACCGCCAACCUUACCCCCGGCGAGUCCGUCUACAACGAGAAGCGUGUUGCGAUUGAGAACGCCAAGAGCGAGGAUGGUACUGCGACCAAGACCGAAUACCGUGUCUGGAACCCUUUCCGGUCGAAGCUGGCUGCCGGUAUCCUGGGUGGUCUCGAGUCCAUCUACAUCAAGCCUGGCUCCAAGGCCCUCUACCUCGGUGCCGCCUCGGGAACCUCCGUCUCCCACUUCUCUCACCGUUCUGGCCGUGACCUGAUCAACAUGGCCACCCGCCGCACAAACGUGGUCCCCAUUGUCGAGGAUGCUCGUCAACCUCUGAAGUACCGGAUGCUUGUCGACAUGGUCGACUUCAUCUUCGCCGAUGUUGCUCAACCUGACCAAGCCCGUAUAGUUGCUCUGAAUGCUAAGCUCUUCUUGAAGCAAGGUGGUGGCAUGCUCAUCUCCAUCAAGGCCAACUGCAUUGACUCCACCGCACCGCCCGAGCAAGUCUUUGCUCAAGAGGUCGAGAAGCUGAGGCAGGAGAAGUUCUUCCCCAAGGAGCAGCUGACUCUGGAGCCUUACGAGAGAGAUCACGCUAUGGUGUCGGCAGUUUACAGACAGAAGGAGUUUGUGCCGUGA
This is a messenger RNA of Diaporthe citri, 924 nucleotides long. RefSeq lists its product as uncharacterized. Gene Ontology annotation, cellular component: box C/D methylation guide snoRNP complex; small-subunit processome; nucleolus. Bases 1 to 924 code for a protein of 307 amino acids. The transcript is spliced from 6 exons. Gene Ontology annotation, biological process: rRNA methylation; box C/D sno(s)RNA 3'-end processing. The record is from RefSeq and is a predicted model, not a curated record. Lineage: Eukaryota; Fungi; Ascomycota; Sordariomycetes; Diaporthales; Diaporthaceae. Gene Ontology annotation, molecular function: RNA binding; histone H2AQ104 methyltransferase activity; rRNA methyltransferase activity.